Messenger RNA from Meloidogyne enterolobii, 444 nucleotides. The record is from the annotation of a GenBank genome assembly. NCBI's taxonomy places the organism in Eukaryota, Metazoa, Nematoda, Chromadorea, Rhabditida, Meloidogynidae.
GUAAAGCGUUGUGUCCGUGCCGUUGGUAAACGGAAUACUGCUGGAGAUGAAAAAACUCUGGAUGGAACACCACCUUUUAUGGAAGAAAUGGAAAAGUUAUUUGCUCGUAUUGACGAUGAUAUUUUUUCUGGGGCAGUCGAGGACCUUUACAAUUUUAUGGAUAUUCACCCUGACCAAAACGAAAAUUUGGAACAAUUUAUGUCCAAAUGUAUUUAUGCAAGAUUUAUUCGUAAAGCUUUUGUAGAAAUUCGGAAAUGCCGUUUGGAAAGGAAGCCGUUAAUACCUGGCGACUCUGUUCGUCGAAUAUUGCCAGAAGAAACGCUUUCAUAUUUGGAUAAAAACAAUCAAAUUAUAGCUUGUAUUGAUGAAUUUACUGCACUUUUAAGUGGAAGUCCUGCUGCAACUUUAGGACAACCUCAUCAAAAAUCUACUCCGCCAUCAUAA